Sitophilus oryzae (rice weevil) is the source of this 1330-nucleotide messenger RNA. Its product is annotated as cilia- and flagella-associated protein 161. The record is from RefSeq and is a predicted model, not a curated record. The transcript has a single exon. Bases 93 to 1001 code for a protein of 302 amino acids. Gene Ontology annotation, biological process: cilium assembly. NCBI's taxonomy places the organism in Eukaryota, Metazoa, Arthropoda, Insecta, Coleoptera, Curculionidae. Gene Ontology annotation, cellular component: motile cilium.
GUCACUAGUCAUAAUAAUAAAUAAUUAUGACGUAUUAAUGAUAAGAAAUUUCGUACCUAAACGGUUUUAGUUUUCCCUCUACGAUUAUUACUAUGAUAUACAACGAUAAAAUGGACGAAGAGAAGAAUGCAGUAUAUGAAAAUAGAAUUAUUUACUCCCUGCCAGUGCGACUUGGACUAUGGAACGAAGAUCUGGCUCUACAAGAGGAGAAAGAUUCCACAACGGCCUAUAAAAGGGAACACUGUCAAAUGCUUAUCCAGAAAACGAAAAAAAUGAUGCGUAACAUCAUGAAACCAACAUCCACGGCCUACGAAACUGCCUUUGUAAGCUUCGGCGAAAACUACCAGAUAAAAACAUCAGAUCUAAACGAAAAGUUUGGUGUUUGUGACAUUUCCAAAGGAUUGUUUCUAUGUGGUUUGAUAACUGAACGGGAAAUCGACGUGUGUCAGCAUUUCAGUCAUGGCUGCAUGCUUACAGCAUCUCCGACUAGAGAAUCUUCAGUGAGAAAUACCUUUAAACUAGUCGGAUGUGGAAAUUCCAAAGACGGGGACCAAGUAACCUGUGGAGAAGACGUUCUUAUUCAAAUUUCUGAAGGCGGUAAUGGACCACUGUAUGUCCAGUGCGAGAAUUCAACCAUUGAUACUUUCGGCCACCAUCUAUCGCUUCGUUUAUCCAGCGUGGCAGAUGUCUAUUGUCGUUUCAAAAUUUUGCACUGGAACCCUCAGAGAAGAAUCGAGACCAUCGGAACACCUUUCAAGCCGGAUACCAGAGUGAUUAUUCAGCAUUCGGCAUCAGGUCAGAACUUGGCUGUGGAACCCACUAAGUGGAUUCCAACGUUUUUCGGUGCUGAAUGUACGGUGAGUUGUCAUACGUAUCGGGAUUCGCACAAAAUGGAAACUGCGGAAAACUUCUGGUGUGUAGCUUCCAGUCCGAAGUCGAAUAAAAACCUGUUUGUCAGAGCUGCUAAAGGAGAAAAUAUACCAAGUGAUAUAUUUGAAUAAAUUGACGUUUUGUUCAAUCGACAAUUUCUGUUUUUGUUUUAUAUUUAACCUUCCGUUAGCGCAUGUUAACUAAGAACUCGCAUGGGGUAUUUUAAUACCCUAAUGGAUUUUUGAUGAUGUCAUAUUAGUAAUUAUGUAAAACAUACGCAUUUAUUUAAAUUAUAACAAUUAAUUGUAGACAUUGAAAAACUUGUAACUAAAUAUUAAUUGCCUGAAUUUCUGGCAUUCAGAAACUACUUUAGCCUUGUUUGCUAAGCUAUUAUUGUUGAUAGAUUUUACUUAUCCAUUUGGUGCACUUGGGGCAGCUAACUUGUUUUUCUCUGUCAUGA